GCAACGCUUCUCCUAUCCUCUCCUCCUUUCUUCCUCCUCCCACCUCCGCGCGACACGCCCUUUAUAUACGCCAGCUCCCUCCUCUGCGACGCCUCCCACCCUUUUCAUCAGGUCGUCAUCGAAGCACCAGUAGCAAGAACGCCCCGGCUUUGAGAUCGGCGAUCGCGUGCAGUUUCUUGGGGUACAGCAUUGAUCGAAGCAGGGAGAGGAUCGAGGAUGCAGUCGCAGCCGCAGUACCGGUCCUCCUACUACGCCGUGCUCGGCGUCCACCCCCGCGCGUCCGCCGCCGAGAUACGCGCCGCGUACCAGCGCCUCGCCAUGAGGUGGCACCCGGACAAGAUCGCCAGUGGCCGUGCGGAUCCGGCGCGCGCGGAGGAGGCCAAGGCCAGGUUCCAGCAGAUACACGAGGCGUACAAGGUGUUGUCGGACGAGAAGAGGAGGGCGCUCUACGAUGCCGGGAUGUACGAUCCCCUGGACGACGACCAAGAGGAGGUCGAGGGUUUCCACGAUUUCCUUCAGGAGAUGCUCUCGCUCAUGGCCGCAGUUGGUCGGGAGGAACCCGUGUAUUCCCUGGGCGAACUCCAGUCCAUGCUCAACGGGAUGAUGCAGGAUUUCGCCUCGCCCCAGCCCACUCCACCGCCACCAAGCAGCUUCUUCGCCAACGCUGCUCCAUCGACGCGGCCCAGCGGUGGGCAGCAGCAGCGUCGAUCAUCCUCGAGCGUGCGGCCCCAGGGAUUCAGCAGCUCAGCGUGCUUCACCCGGACGGCUUUCUCUGGCUGCUAAGCAUUUGGGUCCGGUGAUCUGCAUUGUAAUCCGUGCAGCCAGGUGCUCAUAGCUACGACUUGGUUCAGGAAUCACAAGGAUCGCCGAUGUGAAGGCACUGACUGAAUUGCAGAUUCAGGGAGGUCAUCGGGGAUGUCGAACGCUCCUGCCAUGCAACGGAUCAGGGGAAUAAAGUAGAUUGCAAAUAGGUUUCCAAUUGACGAGGGCAUUUUUGUUCUUCGUUCUGGUUUUUGCGUGGAUAGGUGUACAUAGAUCGACGACCACCUCAUUCUGUACGAUCGUGGGACAUUAGGAAUUGGUGUUGCAUUUGUACAGAUCUUGAUCCUGUUGCGUGUGUCUAGUGACAAUUUGAAGAUGCGGGCCAUAUUUUCUUCGCUUGCUCUAUUGCAAAAUUCGCCUGGAGUGCAAUUCGUGAGAUCCUCGACUGUAACUGGAACCCUGGAAACUUCCCACAGUUCCAUGCUAUUCUUUCCAACCUUGCGGGAAGGGCCCGUAGGCUUUUGUGGUUUCUCUUUCUCGCCCAAUCUUGGGCCCUGUGGAACAUUCGUAAUAAACUCACUAUUGAAAAGAAAGUGAUUAACCAUCCCGCUAACGUGAUUUUCAAAACUGCUCUCUUUAUACAGCUGUGGAGCGUCAAGGCAAAGUCAAGCGACAGGGAGGACCUCCGGUGGGUGGAGAAUAAGCUGAGGGAGCUAUACGCCGCCGUGAGACCAGGACAACCAAGCCAGUGAAGACUUAGUAUAUCUUGUCCCUGGAGCAUGCCCCUGCUUUCCCUGUGUUUCGUCUUAUCACCGUUGUUCCUCCCCUAGUCUGUUGAUCCAUUUGGCUAAGCUGUAUGCCGCAGCACUGUAAACCUUGUUGAACCUGAGGGCUUUAUUAAUUUAAAGUCGGGCACGCUGUUGCCUUUUAUCUAAAAAAGUGACAAUUUGAAGAAGUUAAGUCGGGAUGUUUUGCACCGUGGUGUAUUUACUUCAACUGUAACGAUAGAUGACACGUUUGGUUCCAAUAAAAAGACAGACAGAGUACGUGUCUUGCUCUAGAA
Messenger RNA from Lolium perenne, 1825 nucleotides. RefSeq names its product chaperone protein dnaJ 6. The record is from RefSeq and is a predicted model, not a curated record. NCBI's taxonomy places the organism in Eukaryota, Viridiplantae, Streptophyta, Magnoliopsida, Poales, Poaceae.